AUGCACAGAGCUUAUCAACCUAUAACUCCGGCGAACAACAAGCUCCUGAAGAAAAGAUGGGACAUGAGCAGAUACGAUACACACAGAAGAAAGGUUUGUUUUCUUUCAUCGUGUUUUACGCGGCAUGGCGCGCCGAUUGAGACUUUAGUGCGCCGUCAAAACUCAUCUGCUUGCCUGGCUCGUUUCCUAUUUUACCCUUUAUUUACAGGUGAUGUCAGCGAAAGCAGUUAUCGAUAAUAAACCUCCUCAGACCUACAUGCACUUACAUCUGAAACUAAAAAAGUUGCAGGUAUUGUAUGCUUGAAGAUUGUUUCUCACUAUUACUUAAACGUGUUGUUUGUUUCCAUCUAUUCAAGCCGCCUGCGGGCAAAGCCUCCUGUCUUAAUAGCUGUUGUGUCAAUAUGUAUAAACUCUUUGAGUGAGAAUGUAGUACUUUUCAAAAUCGAAUUAAGUUAUUGAAAUGAUUUCGAGAAUAAAUCAAGUCCUAAAUGAGAACAAGAUCUUUGGAUGAAAUCGUGAGUGAUCGGAUGAUAUGAAACAAAUUAGAUCAUUGCAGGCGCAGUUAAUCAGUUUUCUUUGGUCAAGAAACUGUGAAAUUAGCGGACGGCUGGAAGUUCAAAACUUAAUUCAGCCCAUCGAAAGUCUGCAAUAGAAUGAUCAUACUCUAUCAAUACACCUUUACAUCAUGUUUGUCCUGAAAAAGGUAAUAAUUUGGCUCUUGUGACUGUUCUUUCUCGACUGGGAUCUAAAAGCCUUGCAAUGAAACAAUUUUGAACUUUUUCCUUGUUUAUUCAACAUUCAUUUGCUAAUUAAAGCUGUGAAUAUGUUUCGCUGUUCUGUUCCAAGUUUACAUCGUCGCAAGGCGUUUUUGUCUUCAUUGAAUAUUUCUGACUGCUAGCUAUCUGAACAAAGAAUUUAGAGUUGCAAGAAUGUGAAAUCCUAUUAACAUCUUCCGACAAGUUAAAAAGCUGGAUUAUGUCGCAAAGUGGUGUAAGCGUUGUUAUUAGCGACCAUGUAUUAUUGAUGAAAAGUCUGCAUAUAUAGAUGCGUGUGCAUUUUAACAAUGGUUGAAAGAAGAAUGGUGAAAUUUAUUCCCGUGUGAAUUGAUGUUCUGUUAGGACACGUAACAUAUUAGGGGCCAACCAUUUGACUUUUGAGUGGGUAAGGGGGGGGGGGAAGGGGGGAUUUCAGAAAAAAAACAUCCCGCUGAACUUACAGGUCAAAUUCUGUAGUACCGUCAAGGAUUUUAUUGCUAAAAAAAUCUAGACUGAUUUAAAGAUAAAAUUGCCCUUUCAUUAUUCUUUAUUCAAAUUUCCAGUUUCCCUAUGCACAAAAUAAAUUUAGUGAUGAAAUGCAUUUUGAUUAUUUCUUACGAACUUAAGUUUAAAGUAGAAAAUUGGCAUUCCAUAGAAAACGGGACUUCGUACAAAGCGUGGCUGGCUUUAACCCUGUGUUGAAUGUAAGUAACCUCUGGGUUGCACUAAACUUCUUUAAGACAAGUGAGCUUAAGGCCUGGUUUCAAUCGGUGAUGGUGGUGAGAGUUGAGGUUGGGCUAAUCAGAAGCGUAGAGUGUUUAAGCUUAGAAAAAAAACACAAUAUGACUCUCCUUAUGACUCCUUUGCUUACUUUCAAGUGAAGUCUGAGUUGUUCAUAUGCAGUGGUGAAAGAAAUAAAUCAAACAAAAAUUCUGGGAACAAGCAUUUUGAUUGGUUAUCUUUCCCCAACUGCUUCUGACUUCAACAAUUUGGUUUCCAUUGGACCGUAAGCGAUGGAGAUGAAAGUGGAGUCGAAAGAAAAUGGAAACAUUCUGAUUCUUCCAACUUCGAUUCCCUUGUGCUAAUGACUCCAGUUAUGAACCGUUUUUUUUCUUUUCACGUGACAAGGUUAUAAGAACUCUUAUGACUCUGACUUUGUAGUCUUUGGGAGAAUGGAAAACAGCAACUAUCAUCAAAGUGAUGUACAAUGUAGUGUGAAGUGGUUCAGCGGUCUCUUGUCCAAACACCCAAGGGUCUGCUGGGAAACUAUCCUCUGCGCAUUUAAUUUUAUUGACUCUCUUGUGUCAGUUCUGGCAAAUUCAUGGUUUAUGAAGCCAUCAAACCCUAAAAUAAGCUUAUCAUUGCUAGCAUUUUGACUUUCAGCUGAGUACCUCAGUCUUCAUUUUUUAACUGAAAUCUCCAGUUUUUUUUUAAGGUACCCAAUAUGUUGACUUCAAUGUUUACAAUAGUGCUGACUUUACAGUCUUGUUUCCUUUGCAGGUUGAGGAAGAAAGGCUGGCCACUAUUGAACGAGACAACCGUAUACUGCUGGAAAAGAUGUCAUUUGUCAUGAGAACACGUGGAAGAGUUGACAACAGAAAUAAUCAUGAACCAAAAAGUUUAAACAAGACAAAACGACAGCGUGAACUCUUGAGGGUGACCCAUGAAAACCAGGUAAAUAAAGACAAUGAAGAAUCAAUAUAGACAAUGUGUGGUACCAGAAACAAUCCGUACUGUCUAGCCCCAUGAAAAGGCCCUGUUAGGUUAAAAUUCUGACAAGCGACAUGUCCUUGAAAGUGGAUGGACACAAACGACAUAAAGAUGUGUUAAAAACUAACAAGCGACAUGGCCAGCUCCUCAAAACAGGAAACAACCAUAUUUGAACCAUAUUCGGGGCUGCAUUUAAAAUUUUAAAGCAAAGUGUAGCUGUACGAGUUGUGGAAUUUUUCAGCAGGAUAGGGAUUCAAUAAAAAAACACCCUGUGGGGGAGUAUGGAUAUAUUCUGGAGCAACUUAUGAUUAAAUGACAGGUACAUUAUAAUGAGACUGUUUUUCUACUUGUUUUCGCUGCAGGCUAUUUUAAAGCGGAUUUCAUCAAAGGAGCCACAUUACAACCAUCUUCAAUGGGUAAGGAUGUGUUUCUUGUCAACUAUAAACAUUGAAAAACAUCAACAUUUUAUCAAGUAAUAAAAUUCUCUUCAUUGCACAGUAAUUUCUUGUGGUCCUGCUUGUAUGUUGUGCUGAUAAAAAGGUGGUUCUAACUUAAAAUUUGUAGGUAUGAUGUAAUCAAGUAUUACAUUUCAAAUAUUAGUACAGCAGAGCUUCUUUGUGGUCUUGUUUUUUAAGCUGUAAACCGUGGACCAGAGGUUUGAGUUUGGAUGUUAUACUUCAAAUGAAGGCUAUGGAACAGCACUUCUAAGCUGGGGCCCGGCCUGUUCAUAGUGACAUGCUGCUAUAAGGUGGCUCCAGCUGGCAAGAGUGGAAAAAUCCUAAGUUUUAACUAUUUAAAUGUAUUGAAGUACGCCGUUAGGUCUUUUGCCAUUACUUCCUAGUUUUACUAGUGCAUUUUGGUGACAGUUAGGUCUUUUGCCAUUACUACCUAGUUUUAUUGGUGCAUUUUGGUGACAAUUUGGGUUAAAUAAUGUUUUUUUUGUUCAUGUGCAUUUGCACUCAUUGUGAAAUAUUUCCCACAGGAGGAUGAAUGGCAAAUCAAUGAAACGUAUAUGGACAACAUUUCUAAAUAUCCUAAAGACUGGUACAAACAGCUGACAAGAAGAAGCAAGAAGAAGCCACUAGAAGAAGAGGUAGGCGAGAAAUCCAAGAGUGACAAGAGAAGGAGUUCAAAUCAGCAAGUCAAGCCAGCUAAGGACAAACAAGAAGCCUCAGAAAAUGGCGAUGGAGCAGAAGUCAACAAAUCAGAUGAAGACAAGGAAGCCAUAGCAGAAAAAGAUGCAUAAUUUAACAAAAAAAAUUAAAAGCGCAAUUGGACAACACAAAAAUUUUUUAUAAUGCCUACUAGAAAAGGCAAAUUUGUAUAUAAGAUUUUUUUAUAUCAGAAUGUGAUAAUUUAAGCUUCUACAUUAAAUUUAUUCUACAGAUUUUUUAUCUUUUUUUCUCAAUGUUUCCUGUUAAUGGGUAACAGAAAAGUACAAAUUUUCUUUGUGACUUGUUUUUCAUUUUUUAAUACACUUCUUAAUUGCCAUUUUCUUUAAACAGUGUGAAAGGUUUUGGAACUGGUGUGACCAGAGUGUGACUUUAAAACAUACCAAUGAAUAGGGCUAAAAGAGAAAUAAAGUGUGAACAAUCUUACCUGAAAUCUGUGCGAAUUUUAUUAUCUUUUGCAGAACAUGAAGGGCGAUCGGGUUAUUCAUCAGCUGAGACAGUUA
Messenger RNA from Porites evermanni, 4140 nucleotides. The record is from the annotation of a GenBank genome assembly. Lineage: Eukaryota; Metazoa; Cnidaria; Anthozoa; Scleractinia; Poritidae.